AUGGCUUACCACACUCGCUCUAACAGCUUCCCUUCCAGGUCACACCCUCUCAUUCAAGAAGUUGACGAACAAUUGUGCAGAUUGAGGUCUUCCGAAGCCAGCUCCACAUCAUCAUCAUCAUCAUCAAUAAGCUACCAACUUCAUGGUCUGCAAGACUUGCAUGAUUGUGUUGAUAGGUUGCUUCAAUUGCCACUCAACCAACAAGCCUUGGCGCAAGAGAAACAUGGAAAUUGGGCUAAUGAACUAUUAGAUCGCUCUCUCAGGCUCUUGGAUAUUUGCAGCACUGCCAAAGAUGCCUUGUUGCUAACCAAGGAAUGCAUUCAGAACCUUCAAUCAAUCAUCCGAAGAAGAGGAGGAGAAGAAUCUGAUUUACUCGCCAGUGAAGUUAGGAAAUACUUCAGCUCCAGGAAGAUGGUGAAAAAGUCACUCCAUAAGGCUAUGGGGAAUCUGAAGGGAAUUGAAAACAAAUACAAUUUCUCUUCCCUCAGCAAGGACCAAGAGACAAUCGCCAUCAUUAACAAGCUGAGAGACGUUGAAGCAGUCACACAAACAGUGUUUGAAGCAAUAUUGUCUUUUAUCACUGGCCCAAAGGUAUCAAGCAGCUGGUCAUUUAUAUCCAAGAAGUUGCAGUCAAAAAGAGUAGCUUGUGAGGAAGAACAAGUAAACGAAUUUGCAGAGGUUGAUGCUGCAUUGAAGUCACACAAGAGUUUAGACAAUGCACAAAACCAGCUCAACAAUCUGGAGACUUGCAUUCAAGACCAAGAAGAAGGACUCGAGUGUCUAUUUAGGCAAUUGAUAAAAACAAGAGUCUCCCUACUCAACAUCCUCAACCACUAG
Molecule: messenger RNA, 837 nt
Organism: Fragaria vesca subsp. vesca
Lineage: Eukaryota; Viridiplantae; Streptophyta; Magnoliopsida; Rosales; Rosaceae
Exons: 1
Coding region: 1-837 (278 amino acids)
Biological process (GO): shoot system development; root development
Source: RefSeq, a predicted model, not a curated record